Sphaeramia orbicularis (orbiculate cardinalfish) is the source of this 1756-nucleotide messenger RNA. It is a transcript of the gene bmp4, whose product is annotated as bone morphogenetic protein 4. The record is from RefSeq and is a predicted model, not a curated record. Bases 431 to 1633 code for a protein of 400 amino acids. Gene Ontology annotation, molecular function: cytokine activity; growth factor activity. Gene Ontology annotation, cellular component: extracellular region. NCBI's taxonomy places the organism in Eukaryota, Metazoa, Chordata, Actinopteri, Kurtiformes, Apogonidae. The transcript has 4 exons.
CAUUUGGAAAAGUCUGUCCGUCCUCUGCGCACCGCCCGCUUUCCCUCACCAACUGUACUGGAGACAAAAAAAAAAGGAAGCCCCGCUGUAGAGACUCCGAACACCGGCCUUCUCUCCGACUCAUCCGUGUCCCCUUGUCUUUCCUAGAGGUGUCUUUAAGGGAUUAAUGAGACUCAAACGCACCAGACCUCUCCUUUAAGGCUCGUCUCUGUGCGUUUUUUCGUCUUUACGCCUGGACUGCCAUCGCACCUUCCCUUUCAUAUUCAUUUUCAUUCGUGGAUACCUGUACCUCUACUGAUGGAACAGGGUCACUCCAACGUUCUCCUGCAGCCUCCCAACACCACCUAACAUUUCCUGGAAGAACGUGUCCAUUGCCCGCUCCCAACAAACAUGGACUGUUUUCCCAUGCUUUAUUUUCUGUCGAGACAUCAUGAUUCCUGGUAAUCGAAUGCUGAUGGUCAUUUUAAUAUGCCAAGUCCUGCUGGGAGAAAGCAACCAUGCUAGUCUGAUACCUGAAGAAGGGAAAAAGAAAGUUCCGGGCCUACAGGGUCGUUCGGCCGCUCAGAGCCAUGAACUGCUGCGCGACUUUGAGGCCACGCUGCUGCACAUGUUCGGCCUCAAGAGGCGGCCGAGGCCCAGCCGAUCGGCCACCAUACCUCGCUACCUGCUGGACCUCUAUCGGCUGCAGUCAGGGGAGGCUGAGGAGGCCGGAGGGCAUGACAUUGCUUUCGAGUAUCCGGAGAGGUCGACGAGCCGAGCCAACACUGUGAGGGGCUUCCACCAUGAAGAGCACAUGGAGAGGGUACAUGAGCUGGACGAUGGAGAGACCACGCCCCUUCGCUUCCUGUUCAACCUCAGCAGCAUUCCAGAGGACGAGCUGCUCUCUUCUGCCGAACUGAGGCUGUACCGUCAGCAGAUAGAAGAGGCCGUCACCGACGACCCGGGCCUUCACCGGAUAAACGUGUACGAGGUACUGAAACCCCCGCGGCCCGGGCAGCAGCUCAUCACGCAGCUCCUGGAUACGCGGCUAGUGCGCCACAACACGUCCCGCUGGGAAAGCUUUGAUGUCAGCCCGGCCGUGCUGCGUUGGACACGCGAGCGCCUCCCCAACUACGGGCUGGCGGUGGAGGUUCUGCAGCUCAAUCAGGCGCCACGUCAUCAGGGCAAACACGUCCGCAUCAGUCGCUCGCUUCACCAGGACCCCAGCGAGGACUGGGAGCAGCUACGGCCCCUCCUGGUUACCUUUGGCCACGAUGGGAAGGGUCACCCUCUGACCCGCCGGACCAAGCGCAGCCCCAAGCAACGGGGCCGCAAGCGCAACCGCAACUGCCGGCGUCACGCGCUGUAUGUGGACUUCAGCGACGUAGGCUGGAAUGACUGGAUAGUGGCCCCCCCUGGUUACCAGGCCUAUUACUGCCACGGGGAAUGUCCUUUCCCUCUGGCCGAUCAUCUGAACUCUACCAACCACGCCAUUGUUCAGACACUGGUGAACUCUGUGAACAACAACAUUCCCAAGGCUUGCUGCGUGCCAACAGAGCUCAGCGCAAUCUCUAUGCUCUACCUAGAUGAACACGACAAGGUGGUCCUAAAAAACUACCAGGAAAUGGUAGUGGAGGGCUGCGGCUGCCGCUAACACAAAAAACUAACCUGGACUUGGACUGGUGACUUGGAAAAAAAAAAAAAAAAGAAAAAAAAAGAAGAAAAAAAUCUAACAAAAAAACAAGAAGCAACAUGGACGCUAAAACACAUCAGAAGG